AUAGAUAUUAUAUUACUUAAAUAAGGGAAGCAUCCUAAGCUCUCAAUUUCAACAAACCGUGUUUUUUUUUCCUAUUUUAAUUUUGACUCCCAAUUUAUUCGUCCAUUACCCGAUAUUCCCCAUUCCCUGAAAAAGUGAGAAAAAGUUGAAAAUAUCAGAAGUCUUACGCAACUUAUCAAAGAAGCUCCGCCGAUUGGGAGUGCGCACGUUAGCAAUGGAGCUGAUGACUCAUUCGUCAACCUUCCUUCUCCCCAAUCCUUCCGCCGACAAUGGCCCCGCGCCGACAUACGUGCUUGUCGUACUCAACCGAAACCUCCCGCGCUUCACUCCGCUCCUAUGGAAGCACGCACAACUUCGCAUCUGCGCAGACGGUGGUGCCAACCGACUGUAUGAUGAAUUGCCGCUGUUAUUCCCCGACCAAGACGCCAUAGCUAUUCGUAAAAGGUACAAGCCAAAUUUAAUAAAAGGCGACUUGGAUUCAAUUAGAGAAGAAGUUUUGGGAUUCUACAAAGAUGUGGGAACCGAGGUAAUUGAUGCUUCGGAUGAUCAGGACACCACAGAUCUACAUAAAUGCAUUGCAUAUAUUCAAGAUUUACCGAAUCUGAAGAAUCAAAAUGUUUGUGUUCUUGUUGCCGGAGCACUCGGUGGGAGGUUUGACCACGAGAUUGGAAAUAUCAACGUCCUCUGCCGAUUCUCGAGCAUGCGGAUAAUUCUUCUAUCGGAUGAUUGCCUCAUUCAACUUCUUCCCAGUAGUCAUCAUCACGAAAUCCAUAUCCAGCACAACGUCGAGGGGCCCCACUGCGGUCUCAUCCCUAUUGGUGGACCUUCAACACGUAAUAAAACCACCGGCCUUGAGUGGAAUCUUUCUGAUACGGAGAUGCGAUUUGGCGGUCUUGUAAGUACAUCAAAUAUUGUUAAAGGUGAAAUAGUGACGGUGCAAUCUGAUUCCGACCUCCUUUGGACUAUAUCCAUCAGAAAGGAAUGAUCGAUCGCCUUUGGGUGGUAUUGGUUUCGUUAUAAACUACAUUACGAUUGAUAUUGUUAUACCUUUCAUUACUUGGAUAGUAGAUUACCGCGAGUUUUGCUGUAUUAGAUCCAUUUAUAUUUUAAAAUAUUUAUUUUGAAAUUUUAUUCUUUGGAUAAAAUAAUUUGUGUGCUGAAAGCUUCGCAACUGGAAUGUAACUCAAUACAAUGUAUACUUUUGUUUUUGAGAAAUUUGGUUUAUAUAUAUAUAUA
This is a messenger RNA of Erythranthe guttata (spotted monkey flower), 1236 nucleotides long. RefSeq names its product thiamine pyrophosphokinase1 (gene TPK1). NCBI's taxonomy places the organism in Eukaryota, Viridiplantae, Streptophyta, Magnoliopsida, Lamiales, Phrymaceae. Gene Ontology annotation, biological process: thiamine diphosphate biosynthetic process; thiamine metabolic process. The record is from RefSeq and is a predicted model, not a curated record. Gene Ontology annotation, molecular function: ATP binding; thiamine diphosphokinase activity; thiamine binding.